This is a messenger RNA of Guyanagaster necrorhizus, 1039 nucleotides long. RefSeq lists its product as uncharacterized. Bases 112 to 834 code for a protein of 240 amino acids. The record is from RefSeq and is a predicted model, not a curated record. The transcript is spliced from 5 exons. Gene Ontology annotation, molecular function: mRNA binding. Gene Ontology annotation, cellular component: nucleus. Lineage: Eukaryota; Fungi; Basidiomycota; Agaricomycetes; Agaricales; Physalacriaceae.
AGUGCUCGCUGAAAACUUUGAAAGGCAAAUUUAUUUGUUCUUGUGUGGCUACAACGUUAGCGGCAACCAAGUAGUAACGCUCGAAGGGACGCGCCUACCUUGCACCUUACAAUGUCCUAUCGGCAGUCGUCCCACACUCGUUACAACGCCCUUCACAGCCCAAAGCAACAGGUCCUCGGAAAUAGUGCGGGUCAUGUCCCUCCAGCAUGGCGAGUCGCAGGGUCGUCGGGCGUAAAUGCUUCCAUUGGGAAGGGAAAACAGGCAGCGAACCAUGCUGGUAGCAAAAUUUUACUUAGCAGAUUGCCUGUGGAUGUGAGUGAGAAAGAGGUAGAGGAAUUGUUCAGGAAGACUGUGGGGCCAUUGAAGGAUUCCUUCGUCGUAUACAACUCCCAAGGGAAAUCCAAAGGGAUGGCAAUAAUAUCCUUUCAAAAACUUGGUGACGCUGCUAUAGCUCGAUCAAAAUACGACGGGAAAUUUGUGGAUGGACGACGUCCAAUCAAGAUUGAAAUUAUAUCGGACGAUAUGUCACCAGCUUCGAUGACUUCAACUACCCCUUCACUGUUCGAUAGAAUUGCUGGGCCCAAGCCCAUUGUGAAUGGCAAUGUGCCUACUGUUGCUAAUGGUGUUAAGAGCCCUGUUCAGAAUCAUGCUCUGCCAAGACAGGUGGCGGCAGCGGCGUCUAUAGCAGCGGGACUACCAACACCAGCCGCUGGGCCUCGACGACGCUUGAAGAAGGGUCCACGACGGCUGAAGAAACAGGCAGUCUCAAAGUCUCUCAAGCAGCUUGACCAGGAGAUGGAAGACUAUCGGGCAGCUGCUGACGUCGACUCGUGAUGAGAAGAAUAUUUAGCGCGAGUUUUCAGCUUCAUUUCGGGUCAUCGAAAUGUUUUGUAUUGCAGUAUUUCUUUUGGAUAGUUAGUCUUUUCUGUGGCCAAAACAAAGGGAGCUAAGGAGCUGUUAGGUUCAUGACUUCAUUGAUAAGCGCUAUCAGUACAGCGUCUUCUGUGGGGAAUAAAAGCUAAACCAUGGUACAGUCACC